Messenger RNA from Penicillium maclennaniae, 462 nucleotides. RefSeq lists its product as uncharacterized. The record is from RefSeq and is a predicted model, not a curated record. Lineage: Eukaryota; Fungi; Ascomycota; Eurotiomycetes; Eurotiales; Aspergillaceae. The transcript has 2 exons. The coding region runs from base 1 to 462 and encodes 153 amino acids. Gene Ontology annotation, biological process: secondary metabolite biosynthetic process.
AUGGAGGAUAUGGUUGCUGCGGUCGGGGAUCAGAGGGCUAGGGUUACGACUAUGUAUCUUGGAGAUGGGGGUUACGGGAUUUCAUAUCCGAUUAUGAGGGCUCAGAAUGUGAAUGUGGGUGUUAUUAUCUUAAGCAAGAAGUGGGACUGUGAGACUUGGGUGAGAAAGGCGAAAAGGGAGGACAUGUUGAGGGAUACAGAACAUAUGGGACGAUAUGUGAAGGCGCUAGUGGAGCAAAUGCCGGAUCCUUCGCAGUGGGCUAUUUUUGAACAUCCCCAUCUCUCCACGUUUGCCAAGUCGCAGGUUGCGAUUCUUGGAGAUGCGCCUCAUACCUCUACUCCGCAUCAGGGUGCGGGUGCUGGACAAGCUAUCGAAGAUGCACAUGUCUUGUCAGAGCUUAUCGGUGACAGUCGCGUUGAGGCUGCAGAAGAUGUCGCGGCUGCAUUCAAAGCCUUACGAUGA